GUAUACCUUAGUAGUUUUCCACGUACAGACGCACAGUGUUUUAGUUUCUGCUUAAAGGUUUUUGUUCGCUAGAAACCCGAAAGCGGAACGUUUGUUCGCCACUUUGGUUUCUCACCGAUGCGCAUCAUGACGAGCCCAACCCGGAAACAUUGAGCUCAGAAUCUGUUUAUUACAAUUAUUUUCUUAAAUCAACGCUGGAGGAAGCGAUCGUACUGUUUGAAUUAUAUCUGGUGGUCAUGGUUAUAUCGUUCUCCUGGGCUGUUUAUUUUAUGUUCGUGGGGUUUCAAAGGGGGUGAGAAUGGACUUCUCUAAAUUCCUAGCAGAUGAUUUUGAUGUGAAGGAUUGGGUGAAUGGAGCCUUCAAAGUGGUUCAGAAAGAUGCACCUGGAAAAACUGACGCGCACGCUUCUACUUUGGUCAUGAAGCUGCAGCUGUUUAUUCAAGAGGUCAACAACUCCAUAGAGGAGAGCAGCAUCCAGGCCCUGCAGAAUAUGCCUCGAGUAUUGCGGGACGUUGAGGCUGUGAAGCAGGAGGCUUCGUUUCUGAAGGAUCAGAUGAUUUUGGUUAAAGAGGACAUCAAGAGAUUUGAACAGGACACUGUGCAGUCUAUGAAGGUGUUGGUAGAGAUCGAUCAGGUGAAGUCUCGCAUGCAGUUAGCAGCAGACGCUCUUCAGGAAGCAGAUAAAUGGAGCACUCUGAGCGCUGAUAUCGAGGAGACCUAUAAAACACAGGACGUAGCUGUGAUCAGCAGUAAACUGGCGGCUAUGCAGGGUAGUUUGGCCAUGUUAGUGGACACUCCGGAUUACAGCGAGAAAUGUGUUCAGCUGGAAGCUCUGAAGAACAGACUGGAAGCUCUCGCCAGCCCACAGAUCGUCGCCACGUUCAACUCGCUGUCUAUCGAUCAAGCCAAGCUUUUUGUAAGAGUGUUCACAGAAAUGGACAGAAUGCCACAGUUACUGGCAUAUUACUACAAAUGCCACAAGGCAGGGUUGUUAUCAGUUUGGGAAAGCAUAUGUCAGUCAGACGGCCCUCUGAAACAGCAGCUCUCUGAGUUCUACGACACGCUUCUGUCCACAUGGCACACACAGUUACAGUGGAGCGGUCAGGUGUUUAGAAACCCCUGCGAGGUGGUCACCGUACUCAUGAUCCAGACAUUAGGGGCGAUGUCGCCGUCUAUCCCAGAAUGCAUUGCAGCCGCUUUAAAACGCUGCUCAAGUGAAUGUCGCCUCGACAUCUUAUUGGAACUCCAUCAGACGGCGGCGAACUUUGGUCGCAGUCUAGAAGCAGCGAUGCAGCCACAGCUCGGUGAGUUCAACAUGUUGAAGGUUGCAGAGCUGGUGUUGUGUGUGUAUUCGCCUUAUAAGACUUCUCAAAUGCAAUAUGGAGACCUGGAGGAGACCAAUCUGCUGGUCCAGCUCAGCGCUGUUCCACUGGAGCGUGGUGAGGUGUUGGACUGUGUGUUGGAACUCACACACUCUGUGCAGAAGGUCUUUGGUUUGGCAGGCGGCGCUGUGGAUCGCUGUGUUAAGUUUACCGACGGUCUGGGUGUGUGUGGGCUGAUCAAAGCCCUCCGAGGUCUUUUCAGCAAAUACGUGUCAGAUUUUUCUGUCACUCUUCAGUCGAUCCGAAAGAAGUACAAAUUGGAGGACACGCCCACUUCUGAAGUCUUCACAGAGGAUUGGACAGCCUUUCAGAACUCUGUGAGGAUCAUAGCGACCUGUGGAGAACUGCUUAGACAAUGUGGAGCUUUUGAACAACAGCUGUCAAACAAGAUCCUUGGGAGGGCGGGACGUUUCCUGUGGGAGGGGUUUAACCCCAGAAGUCUGACCGGCUUACAUGAGGGAGUGACUGAGAGGCGGAGCCAAAAGAACCCAUGGCAGGAAUAUAAUUACCUUCAGCAAACAAACGCUGCGGAGUAUAAUAAUCUGCUGGAGACGCUGCACUCGCUCAAGGAGAAAGGAACAGGAAACUCAAGCUUACUGGCCGAGACUCGCGCCGCUCUGACGCGUCUGAACCAACAGGCCAAUCAGCUCGCGUUUGACUCUGUGUUUCUGCAAAUCAAACAUCAACUCUGCCGUCUUAACAAACCCGAGGGUCGCGGCUCUGCUGAUUUGAGCGAAACACUAGCUGAUGAUCUGCCGGCCUUCAGUUUGUCACCACAAGAGUACAUCGCUAAUAUCGGGCAGUAUAUCAUGUCUUUGCCAUUGCAUUUGGAGCCGUUUGUGGCUCAGGAGGAUCCAGCACUAGAACUUGCUUUACAUACCGGCAAACUGCCAUACCCACCAGAACAAGGUGAUGAUGUUCCAGAGCUUGAAAACACUGCAGAUUAUUGGCUGGGGUCUAUCGCCAGGGCAACCAUGCAGACCUAUUGUGAUGUCAUCCUACAGAUUCCAGAGCUGAACCAACAUGCAACCAAACAGCUUGCGACGGACAUUGAUUACCUGAGUAAUGUCAUGGAUGCGUUGGGCCUACAAACCUCCAGAACCCUGCAGAACAUCGUAACUCUUCUUCGUGCCAAACCAGAGGAAUAUUGGCCAACGGCUAAGCCCCUCCCACGCAGACUGUCGUCCUCCAUUGCCAGCAUGCGGGGUCUGGAGUACUGAUCAAGUCAAAUGACUGUAUGAGGGCUCUACCGUGUUGCUUAUUUCACACCAAACUAAGAAACCAAAUCUAAACUUACCAGGCAAACACACGUGUAAAUAUUUAAAUGUCGAUUAUGUCCUGCAUCUUGAAUUAUUUGAAAAGUUCUUUCAUUCCUUUUUAGCUUGAAGAAAUGUUUUGGGAGCAAAUGCUUUGGCUGGUGUGUGGAGAAAAUGGUGUUCGAGGGAUCCAGGAAUGUUUUAUGGGGUCAGGUUUUGUUUAGCAUGUGUGCUAUUAAUCUUUAUUUAUAUGACACAUAAAAACAUGUGAUGGUGGUGAUAGGGUGACAAUCGCUUCCUGAACUUCUGUUCUUUGCAGAAAUGGACUGUUUCAUUAAGAUUUUAAAUCAUUUUUGGGAUGUUUUCAUAACUGUGUGUUUGUUAACAAAAUAAACCUGAAGAGGUGCAAUGAA
Triplophysa dalaica is the source of this 3051-nucleotide messenger RNA. RefSeq names its product component of oligomeric golgi complex 7 (gene cog7). Gene Ontology annotation, cellular component: COG complex. The transcript is spliced from 18 exons. NCBI's taxonomy places the organism in Eukaryota, Metazoa, Chordata, Actinopteri, Cypriniformes, Nemacheilidae. Gene Ontology annotation, biological process: retrograde vesicle-mediated transport, Golgi to endoplasmic reticulum; Golgi organization; intracellular protein transport. Bases 299 to 2602 code for a protein of 767 amino acids. The record is from RefSeq and is a predicted model, not a curated record.